Messenger RNA from Teleopsis dalmanni, 2070 nucleotides. RefSeq lists its product as uncharacterized. The record is from RefSeq and is a predicted model, not a curated record. The coding region runs from base 1 to 2070 and encodes 689 amino acids. The transcript has 8 exons. NCBI's taxonomy places the organism in Eukaryota, Metazoa, Arthropoda, Insecta, Diptera, Diopsidae.
AUGCCCUCUCUAUCAGCUAUUUUAGAUGAAUGUCGUUGUCCUGCUGCUCCAGAUCUGGGCAUGGGUACUCAAGUACCUGUAGUACAUACACAAAUACAUCGAACACCACCACGACAAGUUGAACAUAAACGUCAAUUCCUUUCAACGUUAGCACCACUCACAGCUUGUGUAGCAGGAAAUAAAGACGAUUUAACUUCAUACUACACCUUAGCUACUGCUCAUCACAGUAGUCAUUCCACAAGUCAUGCGCAUUUAGUAGAAUAUAGUUCAGGUUUAACCGGAGAACAGUCUAAUAUAACUUUAAGUGGUGAAGAUCAGCGUAAAGUAGCACCAGAUGUAAUUGCCGGAACGCCAGGCCAAGAACAGCAAGACGAAUUGACAGCAUUUGCAUAUCAAGAAGUAAGUCGUACAGAAAAGUUGAAAAAACGCUAUAUAAACGAUAAUUUAAAUGUGAGUUCUGAUGAUGAUGAACAAAAUGAUUAUGGGUUUAAUAAACGUCCAUCUGUACGAGGUAUAAAACCUAAAUUCAAUUCAACAAACGAAAUAUUACAGCAAAUGCAAGAACAAUUAACUCAACAAAUGCCAAAUGUAAAUAUGCAGAUUCCAUCAGCUCAAACUGCGCAGUAUAAGGUCUCACAACAGCAACAUCAACAGCAACAACAGCAGCAAGAAAAAAAUAUACAACAGCAAAUUGAAAUGCACACUAAUACAAUUACUCAACAACAGGCAGAACAUAGAACGUGGAGUUUUUAUCCUGAAUCUGAUGAUACCAAACAACAAAUACCAAUUGAAACUAAUUUACAACAGGAUUUUUACCAGACGCUUCCAGCUGGCACAAUGUUUCGUCAAACAAUGAUUCAACACGAUCAAGAUGAAUCACUAAUGUAUUCACAGAAUUCCCAAACCAUGACUUCAAUUGACCCGACGCAUUAUGGGCACUUGGUUCGAAGCCCCACAAGAAGACCAGAAUCACCACCACCACUAAGAAAUUAUCACCAAACUAUGCUACUGAUUCCAUGUAACGCAGAGACGUACUCACAACUUGCUCCCAAAAAUUUGGAUCCAAAAGUCGCUCAUAUUCAACGCCGAAAUAUUUUAGAAUACCAACAGUGCGAAAAACAAUUAAGUGGAACAAAAAUAUCUAAUGUUAAGCGGCAUUAUAAGCUUGUCCAUAAGAAAAACAUAGGUGAAAAACCAAGUGGAAGUGAAGAAGAAAAUUGUAUGAUACAGCUUAAACAACGCCAUAAAGCUGCGUAUUUAAAGGAAGAGAUUUUGAAAUGCCUUCAGAAAUAUAACAUUGACGUUGACCAAAUUUAUUGCAGUACAACAGAUAAUGGAGCAAAUAUGGUGAAAGUUAGUGAAAUACUCCAAGAUUUACAAGAAGAGCACAUAAACGAGGAAUUUAAUCAAGAGGAGUGCAGCAAUGAAACCGAUGAUGAAAAUAUUCAUGCAAUACUAGCAACGGUAUUAUCUGUUGUGAGAUGCGCUGCGCAUACAAUUCAACUUGCAGCCCAUGAUGUUUUAAAAAGUCUUGAACUGCAAAUUAGUGAAUACAAAGAUACUGUAAAGCAAUUACGAAAAGCUGUUAGGGCAGGCGAUAUUAAUAUGCAAAUGCCCAUUUUAGAUAAUACAAUACGCUGGAAUUCGACAUGUGAGAUAGCAUUACGUAUUUGGCGAUUUUUACAAAGACUUGUUAUGUUGCGUGAUAGAGCGCAACUCGCAGCGACUUUUGAAAAGUUAACAAAAUUGGAAGGCUUACGGAAAGUAGGAAAUGAACCAGAUUCUCCAAAUAUCUCAUCUGAUAUGACAUUUGAGUUUCCCACUAUUUCUGCAGCACCUUAUUCAAAAUUGCAGCAGCGCAUGACGGCAAAUAUAACAGCUAACACCGAAACAAAUCGCACCUUUAAACAAAAGCUCAUAGCACUUACCAACCAAAAAGGUGUUCCUCUUCAUACUGGCAUUUUAAGCUAUUGGAGAACGUCAAACAAUUAUAAGGAGAUUAAAAAAGUCGCAGCAGUUGCAUUAUCUGUUCCAGCUACACAAAGCUUAACUCCAAAAAUAUGUGCUUAA